CAACCAGGAAGCGAAUGGCGGAAAUGUAGAUCUACCUCACGCUUUUAGUCAGGAUUUUUGGCGUAUUUUGUGUCUUGGAAGGAGCGAACCCUGAAGCAGGCAGCAGAUGUGUUCAGUUAGCAGCAGAAGGAGGCUCCAGUGACACAAUGCGGCCGCUGUGAUCCGCACCGUGAAUGGACAGAUGGACAGCCAGUGAUCCAGCUGAGACUGAGAGCGUCCUCUCGUUAACUAUAACACUGACGUAUGGGCCUGCUGCUCAGCUAGCUGAGGAAGACGGCCAUCAUGUUUCUAAAAACCUCCUUCACCACUCUGAUUGUGGGGGUGUUUGUGGUGUAUGUGCUGCACACAUGCUGGGUGAUGUAUGGGAUAGUGUACACCAAACCCUGUGACAGCCCCAAAGGAGACAACUGCAUCACACCAUUCCUGGCAGGCAACCCCAAACUGCAGUUGAGUAUCUACGCUUCGGUGAAGCCAAGCGCAGAAGGCGGCCAUACUCUGAUUCACAGAGAGGAGAACUUUGAUGUCAACAGCAAGUUUGAGAGAAUUGUCAACGUUUCACUCCCGAAGAAAACGCGUAACAAUGGAACUUUAUAUGGAUUAAUAUUCGUCCAUCAGGCUGGCCUCAAUCCAUGGCAGGACCCACGACAGGUCCACUUAGUGGCUCAGCUCACCACCUACAUGGUCCCAAAGCCUCCAGAGAUCUCUCUGAUCUCUGGAGAAGAUCAAACGCUGGAUGAAAAACAGGAGGAGCAGAAGAAGACGAAACGUGACGGUAAACCUGCAGCAGGAACUGGAGCUAAAGGUGGAACCAGCGCUUCCUCAGACCAUCCAGUUUCUCACUGGCGCUCCCGUCUAACUCUCAACAUCGUCGGCGACCACUUCCUGUUCGACAGAGAAUACCUGCCAAGCGACGUUCACAGAUACCUCAGAGUAUUCCAGAACGGGAAGAAGAUGGUUUAUCUACCUCUGCUGUUUGUUGACGAGCUAAGCAACAGGGUCAAGGACCUGGUGGAGAUCAACAGCACCUCCACAGAGCUCCCUCUGACUGUCUCCUAUGACUCCAUUUCUCUGGGCCGCCUGCGGUUCUGGAUCCACAUGCAGGAUGCUGUUUACUCUCUGCAGCAGUUUGGUUUCACAGAAAAAGAUGCUGAUGAGAUCAAAGGGAUCUUUGUGGAUACCAACCUGUACUUCCUGGCUCUGACCUUCUUUGUCGCAGCCUUCCAUCUCCUCUUCGACUUCCUCGCCUUUAAGAAUGACAUCAGCUUUUGGAAGCAGAAGAAAAGCAUGGUGGGAAUGUCCAGCAAAGCAGUGCUGUGGAGAUGUUUCAGCACCAUAGUGAUUUUCCUCUAUUUGUUCGACGAGCAAACGAGUCUUCUGGUACUCAUACCUGCUGGGAUCGGCUCUAUAAUCGAAGUUUGGAAGGUGAAGAAAGCCUUUAAAAUCCAGGUUGUGUGGAAAGGAGGCAAACCAACAUUUGUGUUUGGGAAAUUAGACGAAUCAGAGCGAAGAACAGAAGAAUAUGAUACUCUGGCCAUGAAGUAUCUCUCAUACCUCCUUUAUCCACUGUGCAUCGGAGGGGCAGUGUACGCGCUGGUAUUCCUGCGAUAUAAGAGUUGGUACUCGUGGUUAAUAAACAGCUUGGUGAACGGUGUGUAUGCCUUUGGUUUCCUCUUCAUGCUUCCUCAGCUUUUUGUCAACUACAAGCUGAAGUCUGUGGCUCACCUGCCUUGGAAGGCCUUCAUGUAUAAGGCAUUCAACACCUUCAUUGAUGAUGUGUUCGCCUUCAUCAUCACCAUGCCAACCUCCCACAGACUGGCAUGUUUCAGGGACGAUGUGGUUUUCCUAAUUUAUCUAUAUCAGAGAUGGCUCUACCCAGUGGACAGAACAAGAGUAAAUGAAUAUGGUAUUUCAUAUGAUGAGAAGCCCAAAGAAAAGACUCACAAGGACUAGAGGGAACAUGGGUGUUUUUUUGCAGACUUCGACGAGCUGCUACCUUCGGAUGUCAUCUUUUCUUCACUCAUAACCACAGAAAUGUUGGCAACAUUUGAAGGUUUAAUUGCUUGCACAUCAUUCCUCACUAACUGCUAAAAAACUUGAACAUCGGUAGAGAGCCAAUAUGUAGCCAGUAUUUGUCCACUCUGGGCUACUGUAGGAACCAUGCCAGGGCAUCUUGAUGGAUUUGGUGGAAGGGAAAACUUGUUAACAGAAACGUUAAAGGCUGAAACUUUCACAUUUUACUCUGAUUAAAAUAUCGAUUAGUUUCAUUACAGUUGAUCAAAGAAAUGACAGAAACGUACUCGUACUAACGUCCAAUGAGCUGAGUCUAAUGCAUCACUUUGUUGCCAACGAACCAGAAUUUUCGUUAAAAUUCUGGUUCUAGCAGUUUUCGUUCUAGUGUGAAAUGGCAUAAAAAUCAACAAGCUAAAUCUGAAAAGCUAGCAUCAAAACGUAUGCAAAAAAAAAAAAGUGUAGACUGGAGAACUGACUGCAUCUAAUCAAACACUGUGAUAUAAUCCACUACACUAACGGCUGUGAGGGCUUUACUAUCAUAUCGCUAUACCAGCUUACAUUCCACUGCAAAGGUUGUUUAGCUUAAAGUUUCAGGUGGAUUUUUCUAAUUUAAAUUUCUGUUAACUAAUCCUAGGAACAUGUUUCAGGCCACUUUGAAAGAUUACCUCAUAUGAUGCAUCCAAUGGGAGCAGUUUUUUUUUUAAGCCAAUCUUUUGAUUCAUAUCUUCCAUCAGGAAGAACCAACUGCUCUAUACUUAUAGUUAAAAACAUGCAAUAACAUUUUUACAGAAAACAUAAAAUAGAGGGUAAGAUUCAGUGGUUUAGUGUUUCAGUAAGAAAGUUUCAUUUUUGCAUUCGAGACAAAUGCAAAAAGAAACUUUGUUUUUUAAAUGUGUCUUUUAUUGCAUAAUUAGAAUAUUCAUUAUAAAAACUUGAAUCAAGAAUAAUAUCGAUUUUAAAUGAACAAGCAUUGAAUUGGAAAAAAGUACAUAAUAGUUAUAUUUGUGAAAAAGUUUCUUCCUGUUGGCUUCUGUAAAAGCUGAUGUGGAGAUAAAGUUCUGAUGCAGAUACGGAAAAUGUAGGAUUUUAUGUAGGAGAGUUUCUGGAUGUUGAAGGAAUGAUUCGGUGUUGGAUUAAGAUGGGAUUCUGGUAAAAACUGAGACCUUUCCUGGUGUCCUCUUUUAAGUCAACAACAAAUCGAACUUCUAAGUUUAAAAAAAA
Molecule: messenger RNA, 3231 nt
Organism: Cyprinodon variegatus (sheepshead minnow)
Lineage: Eukaryota; Metazoa; Chordata; Actinopteri; Cyprinodontiformes; Cyprinodontidae
Gene: clptm1l
Product: CLPTM1-like
Exons: 18
Coding region: 283-1950 (555 amino acids)
Cellular component (GO): endomembrane system; membrane
Source: RefSeq, a predicted model, not a curated record